AUGGGGCAGACAGAGGCAGGGGAGCCCGGCGAAGACGUGUGUUGGAUUGAAGAUGAGGAGCCCCUGCCUGAAAGCAAGGCCGAAGGACUGCUGAGGUCCACAGAAGAAUUCGAUUUGGCAGCCAUUUUGGGUGCCCUUCAACCUCUCACGGCCUGGGAGGUAUCAUGCAGGACUGAACACAACUUUGGCAGCGCCUGUGCGCAUCGUGGCUUGGAUGUGCAGAGUAAGACGCUGGGAACAGGAUAUGACCUGAACAAGCGGGAGCACGUGAACCGCCUGCUUCGAGAAUGUUGGGAGCAGCCUCCUUGGAAGAUCUGGUUCUCCCCGGCGUGUGUCAUGCCGAGCCUGCUGGACCAGAGGAGCCCCGACUAUGACGCCGCAUUGCGAAAGAAGCGCCAGAAGUCGAAGCGGCAGAUCGAGCACUUCGUGGAGAUCGCGACGGCCUACUUCGACGCUGCCACCGGCAAGGCCCGCGUCUACCUGGAGAUCCCGACGGAGGCCACCGGCCGGUGCAUCCCCAUUCGCAAGCAGUACACUAUCAUCCACAAUGACCAGAUGUUUCACGAGAGGAUGAACUUGCUGUGCGAUGGAGGACAUGGACACCGAGAAUUGGAGAACCCAUGCCCUCGGACGAAGGUCUUCCUCGAGUCCGCGACGUACCCGGAGCAGAUGGUCGAGCGGAUCGCGAACCUUUGGAAGAGCGAGUACGUGGCGGACAAGAAGACGCACGAAGUUCAGAACGUGAUCGCGGCGGCCCAGCAGAUCGAAGCAGAGGUCGUGAACGCGGCGGAGGUCGAGAAUGACGCGGCCGAUGAUGAGGGCGUCUCCGAGCAGAAGCGACAGCAGGCAAGGGCCUUACUCACCAGGCUCCACAAGGCAGCCGGGCAUCCAUCAAAUCGAGCUUUGGCCCGGAUAUGUCGAGAUCGAGGUAUGCCACGCCGGAUUGUGAACGAGGCUUUGAAUCUACGAUGCCAAGCGUGUCUGGACACCAGGCGGGGAGAACAAUUGAUCGUUCCCCACAGCCUCGGAACCAAGCCGCAGCCAUGGCAGAUGCUCGGAAUGGAUGUCAUGGAGCUGGUCUUUCCGCAGCAAAGGCGCAAGGCCCGCUACUUGGUGGCGAUCUGCCUCGUGAUGAGGCUGAUGAUGGUCGAGAUGCUGUGGGAGGGGCCGAUGAACGAGACUGGCCUGGACAGCGGCCAGCACCUUGCCGAAACCUUUGCUUCAGGAUGGCUACACCAUCGACCAAAGCCAGAGUGGAUCAUGACGGACCCCCAGUCGUCGUUGGCAAAGGGCGACUUUGCUGAGUUCUGUGGCUGGAUUGGAUGCGGCCUCACGGUCACCCCAGGGGAGGCUCACUGGCAGAAUGGCGGCGUCGAGUCUGCCAUAAAGGCAGUCAAGAAAACCAUGCGGCGCAUACGCAAUGAUGCCCCUGAGGUGACGGCGCGAGCCUGUGGCCAUCUGGCAGCGGCAGCCCAGAACAACACCGACUCAGUCAAGGGGUUCAGCCAAUGGGCAUACAGAUCCAACCCGGCGGCUUGGAAUGAGCAUGGAGACCCCUUGGUGAUCAACAAGAACCAAGGAGGAAGGCCGGAAGAGUUUUGGCAGUUGCAGCGGUGGCGGUCCAAGGCGGAGGAAGUGCACCGACAAAAUCUGGCAAUGGAGACGAUGACUCGCCUGCAGAAUGCCUCGCCCCGACCUGUCGUGGACUUCAGGGUCGGUGACUGGGUAUGCGUCUGGAGGAAUGCUACUUUGAAAGCUCGCCGGGCGAGGCAAGGUUCGGAACAUGUCAAUCCAGAGCCUCGCUUUAUAGGACCUGGAAGAGUGGCAAUGCUUGAGCCUCCUGUGCUACCUGAAGGCAGAUGCUCGGUCGUCUGGGUGCUGAUGGGCACUUCACUGUGGCGGUGUGCGCCUGAACAACUGAGACUGGCCAGCGAGCAGGAGGUGAUCACCGAGCUUCUGCAGAAGGGCGAGGUCGUGACCCAGCCAGUGCAGAACGUACUUCGGAGCCUCAAGCGAUUCACCGACGAUGGAGCACCUGAACCCCACCGUGGUUCAUCUCAAGCCCAGUCGAGCCAUGACUGGGAGAACACGUUGCAGAAUGCUGCCGAUGACUGGGGCCAUCGGGUGGCCACGCAUCAGCAACAGGCGAGGCAGCCCAGCAGGAGCAGAUCGGCAGAACGACGAGGUGAGCGGCAAAGUGUCAAGGAGCAGGUGGAACGUUGGCAACAGCUCUCUUCCGCAAACGCAGCCAGACAAAGAGAGGGAUUGCCGAAGCAGCUUCGAAUGCCGGAGGCGAUUGCAAAAAGGGAGAUCCCAGACAGUUGGGAGUUGGAUGCAGACCGAUGUGUCAUUAUCCGGCACCACCAUGAAUGGAGGAGCAAGCUUUUUGUUCCCACGUCUGUGCCGACAUGCCCAGUUCCCCUGGACCAGCUCACCGGCAAGCGCACCACGAUAUGGGUCAGCCCGGGAGGCGACCAAGGAAGCUUCGUCGACGACUUCAAGGCCUCGCGAGAUCCUGACCGGAAACACAGAAGUAGAUGGAAGGGCAGCACCAUUCUGGAAAUCAAGAUCGGGGUGGACGUGCUUGCCCCAAAGAGAAAGGAGCUGAUGGAGCCACCGGAGCCGUCAGCGGGAUCCAAACGGAUGCGGCUCGGGAGAUCGAUGAGCAGACGUAUCUCUUGGUCAAGAAGCGCGUCGAUCCACCAGCUCGAGCACGACACCGACGAGAACAUGUCCCUGAACCAACUUCGCCUGGAACUGCAUCGCGUGCGGACGGAGGAGAGACAGCUCUUGAAGGCGGUCAAGAGGGCAUGCGACAACAACGAGGAGGCCAUGGUCCUCGAGUUUGACGUGGACGACUUGUCUGCUUUCGUAGCUUCCAGCACCACGUACUCAAAAGCGCGCCUGCAGAGUUCUACGGCGGCCAAGGAGGUAAACUACCGGAAGCUUAACCACAAGGACCGUGCCAGGAUGGAGGAGGCCAUGGCGAGAGAGAUCUCGGAAGUGCUUCGCCCCAUGGCCGUGAAGGCCGCCUCAGAAGGACUGUCCGAGGAGGACGUCAAGGGCCGCGUCAUUCCGAUGCGGUGGAUCCUCACAUGGAAACCGGUUCCAGACGGAGAACCACCUCAGCCGAAUGCCAAGCAUGAGGUCAGCGCCGCCGAUGGGCAAGAACAAAGCCAAGGCACGCAUUGUUCUCAUUGGCUACAAGCAUCCAGAUCUGGCUCAGAGGGACGAACGCACGGGGCAGCCAAAGCUUAUGACGGCAUCACCGACCUUGUCGAGGCUGGGACGGAGUAUGUUAUUCCAGGCAUCGGCUUUGGAAUUGGAACAGAGCCGCUGUUCACUCGAGGCGUCCCUGAACUUGCCCUGGCCUUAGGAGUGACACCGGGAACACUUCUGGAGGUAGUCGGUGCAGUGUACGGCCUCACGAAUGCCCCACGGAUUUUCUGGCUGGACGCUGAUGCCAAAAUGAGAGCCCUUGGCGGAGUUCCUCAUGACAUUGAUCGAUGUCUAUGGAUCUUCAAAAGCCGAGACAACAGAAGAAUCAUAGGCCGGAUAGGAUGCCAUGUUGAUGAUUUUCUCAUCAGUGGCGAUCAUCAGGAUCCUGAAUGGAUGGCUAUCCGGGAAAAGGUGAAGAAAAUGUACUCGUGGAGCCCAUGGAAGUCUGGAUCGUUCACCUUCGCCGGCCUUGAGGUUCAACUGCUUAAGAACUUCGAGAUCAGGGUGACCCAAGAGAACUUUUGCAACGCCCUGCGUCCCAUCGAAAUUGUCAAUGAGCACAGCAGAUCGGACUCUGACCCUUUGUCGGCCAAGGAGGUUUCCCAGUACCGUGGCCUAGUGAUGAAGGCUCAGUGGAGGGCAGUGCAGACCGGCUUCCAGUAUGCUGCUCGAGUUGGCGUAGCAGCAUCGGCGGCUAGCAAGGCUACCUUCUCUAACCUGAAGGAGGCCAACAGCAUCAUGCGAGAGCUUAGGAAGACGGCCAAGGAGGACAUCGUCUACCAUGCGUUCAACUUCGGGCGUGAAACCAAGUUGACCUGGGACAUGGUGGGUGAGGAAAGCAAGGCCAGUGUGAUGGACUGGCGCUCGUUCAAACUGGACCGUCCUGUGAAGGGGACGAACGGCUCGGAGAGCCAAGCCAUGUACGAGGCCGAGGACAAGGGCUUCAAGUGUCGGCUCUUCUGGGCACUGAUCAAUGGCCUGUUUGAUGCUAUCUCAUCUUCGGAUAGUCCUCUGCUCGGAAUGAACAAUACCCGCACGGGACUCGAAGCCUCUUCGAUCCAAAAGGGGCUUCGUGAGGAUGGCAAAUGCUAUCUUACUUGGGUGCCUUCGGACCUGAACCUUGCGGACUGCCUGACCAAGAAUACUCCGGACGCCUACAAGGUUGCGGCUCUGUACCAUGCUCGAAAGGCAUGGGUUGUGCGCUUCAAUGAGGAGUUCGUUAGUGCGAGAAAGCAGCAACGCCUGAGAAGGCAAAAGGAGAUUCAAGAGCAGGCGACGCUCAUCGGCAACGCCUUGGAGGAUGAGCUUGUCUGGGAGACUGACGGCAUGUCUGAAUGCAUCAGCAGGUAA
Symbiodinium pilosum is the source of this 4569-nucleotide messenger RNA. NCBI's taxonomy places the organism in Eukaryota, Dinophyceae, Suessiales, Symbiodiniaceae. The record is from the annotation of a GenBank genome assembly.